AUGAUGCACCCUCUGCGCAAGUGUCUGCCUGUUUAUCUCCUCAUAUGUCUUGGACUUCAUCAUGGUAAGAAUUUUACAUUUCUUAAUUUUUCUCAAAAUCAAAAAUAUUCCUGUCACUCAUCUUUUUUUAUUUCUACAUUCACAGCUCUGGGCAGUGAAAUCAUACAUGGUCAAAAGGUCCCAGAGAACCAAAUGCUGUAUAUGGCCUCGUUGCAGAAUGAUGCAGGUAAACAUGUCUGUGGAGGAUUUCUGAUCAGGGAAGACUUUGUGCUGACUGCUGCACACUGUGCCAAAUGGUAAGUAACAACAACAACAAAAAAAUAGCAAACCAGGCUAACAUUCAACAAAAACAUGGACUAGAUUUGAAUACCCCGUUUAUUUCCUGGUUAUUUAUUUUUGCAUGCUUUUGAAAGUCUCUGUUAACCUUUCCAUGUUGACUCUUACAGGUCACCCACAAGUGUUGUUCUGGGCACCCACAAUCUCAGGAAGGUUGAUAAUAAUGCAAUGAGAAUCAGAGUGGACACAUGCAAGCAUCCAUCUUAUACAAAUAUCAGUUCUGGCCAUGACAUCAUGCUCCUCAAAGUAAGUAUAUUCUCAAUCUGUCCUACAGUUCAAGGGAAACAAUUGCUUUUAAAGAAAAAAGAUAACCUUUUAGUGUUUUCAUUAGUUAAGCCCAAGAUGGUCAAAACCAAAGUGUCACUUGUUGCUCUUUUUCACCCUGGUUUAUGAAACUGGGGUCAGCAGGAGGACAAGACAGUUCCUCUAGAAGGUUGCAGAAGUAUGAGAGAUUUGGUUCAUGGGUGUAUUUCUUUCUGAUUUUACCUUCUUGUGUCUCCAGCUAUCGAAGAAAGCCAAGCUGGGCAAAAAAGUGCAACUGGUUCAACUCCCAAAAUCUGGCUUCAAAAUCAAAAACAACGCGAAGUGUCGUGUCGCUGGUUGGGGUUACACAAAAACUGCUGGUAAUUCAGUUGAUGAGCUUCAAGCAACUGAUGUAAAAAUAGUUAACCAGAAGACUUGUAAAAAGGAAUGGAAGAUUGGUAAAGUCAAACUCCCCGCCAAUAUCAUCUGCGCAGGUGGAUUUAAGACAACAAAUGGAUUCUGUAAGGUAUGUUUUCUGUUUCAUUGUGGAAAAUACAAUGUUUUAAGGUUAAAUGGUUGUAGAUAUACAAACUGGAAUAUCAGCUGAAGCUUGCUCUUCUCCGCAGGGUGAUUCUGGAGGCCCUCUGAUGUGUGGUGACAGGAUGGCUGUUGGUAUUGUGUCUUUCAACAAGUGGGGAAACUGCAGUUACCCAGGUGCUCCCAACAUCUACACAAAUAUACUGAAAUACCUUCCUUGGAUCAAAAAAAUACUCAAGCAAGGCAAAUGUGUUGAUCCAGCAUAAACUUAAUGUCUUCUGUUAUGCAACUCUUUGGCUGAUACUGCUGAGCUGACUUAAGAUGUACUCUUUAAUUUACAUCAUGCUUUCUGUCUUCAUGAAUAUAAUUUUACUGUAUUGUUUCAUCUCCCAAAAUUAAUUGUAAAUCUGUUUGGAUGCUGUGAAUUUUCAAAUUUCAAGAGGAACUUCGUGUCUUUUGUUUGAAAAGACAUGUCAAAGUAAGGUUUUUGUCCAUAUGUUCUUUGUGUAUUCAAGUCUUUUUCAUGCCUUUGCAGAAGAAUAAAUAAACUUCCAAUGUUAGCCAAAAUGAAUUGUUACUGGCAUGUUAUUCAGACAUUAAAGGGUCAGUUAAAAAACCAUAUCAUGCUGCUUCUGUGUCUCAUGAAAUGGGGACUCCAGAGCCUAAGUUUGAACAGAAUCUAGCCAGACGAACAUUUGGUAAUAAUAACAGUGAGAACAUUGAAGGUCAACAUACUUUGCACAAACGUUUUAGUGGUUUGUGCAGACCAACACCCAAAGAAAACUUUAUUCUGUGUUGAUCUAGUUAGAGUUACUUGAUGUGGAGCAGGGUGGAGAAAAUCUAUCGUCAGUAUUAUUAUUAUUAUUAUUAUUAUUAUUAUUAUUAUUGUUAUUAUUAUUAUUGGUGGUGUUGUCGUUAUUAUUAUUAUUAUUAUUAUUAUUAUUAUUAUUAUUAUUAUUAUUAUUAUUAUAAACUAACAUUAAUAAUGAAACCAAUACAUCAAGCAUUGUCUGGUGGCUCUAAGGAUCUGUGGGAAAAGUGUGUUUUCAGCAACACUCCACUAGAGGGGGUACUAUGUUUCUUAAGAAUGAGGCCUCAUGCCUGAGUGCCAAUCAUAAUCUCAAUGUGCUGGUAUCAGUUUCAUCAGUAAGACCUUGAAUGGCUCCAUCAACAUGAUUAGUUUUGCAACUUGACAGAAACUGGACUGUAGCCAAGAGACACAAUAAUCCUCAAUUUACCCCACCCUGCAAACUGGUGUUUUCCUACACGUUACCAAAGACUAUAAUCACAAUACAUCAGGUACAUUUAUGUGUGUGUUUUUGACUGAUAUGCAGUGGCUGAAUUAAAGAUCUGCACGUUUUUUUGUGCUGCAAUUUCAAGUUACUGUAUUUAGGACAUCUGAGACAUUCAUAAGUGAAAUAUUGUUCCUCAUAUCAGCAUUUAUAGAGUGCCUGAUUGUUCAAUCGGAUCACUUGCUCAGAAGUAUUUGUACCAACAUAAAUGAACAUCUUGCUCAACAUGGCUAUUGCAAAGAUACAACAAAAAUACAGAAACAAAAACUUCUAGCAAUAUGAUUUACUGCAACAACAGGUAAGAUGUCCCAUUUGCUCCACAUUUCCAUGUUUACAAGUUUGCCUUUAUAGUAAAUCAAUAACAGAUCAUCCAUUUACACAAGACUGCAAAGCAGACACGCAGUCAAAGACUGUUUACAACAUCCCCCGUUAAGAUAAAUCCAGUGCUAUCUUAUCAUGUCAUGCCCUUAUCUAAAUUAAUGUUAUCUCUAAACCGCAAGGUAAGCCUGGAACCUUUGGACCUCAUGAUUGCAUGAAUCUCUAGAGUACUGAUUUCAAAACUUUAGCCUGAGAAUUUAAAUGGGACAAAUAUAAAAGCCCCUGUGAGUAGUUUUUGGAUAGUUAUGAAACCAACUGAGAUUUAUUGUGAGGCCUCUUUAUGACCUACAAAAUAAAUAAGACUGUAUGCAAAUAAGAUUUACAAAAAAGAUUUUAAGUGUCAUUUUUAACACCUGAAACCUCUAGGGUUGGGUAUCAGAUGUGGCAACGUGAAUGCCUUUUUUGGGGCUAGUGACACUUUUGUCAGUUAGAAGAAAUCAGGAUGAUAUUUUUGUCUUUCACAUGUGCAGAAGAAGCUCAACAAAGAGAUAAGAGGAAUCUUUAGGGCCCUAACACUUACAUAAAAGUUCUUCACAGGAGCUUCAACAGUAUGAUGAUUUGAGGUUUGUUGUAACAGUUAUAGUCAUGACACAAUAUUUGUAGCCACUGUAACCCAGCUAUUUGGGCUACAGUGGCUAAGCACAUAAUUUCAACUUCAAUUUGCUCAAUAUUAGCCAUCAUAAUUUUAAACAACAAUUGAGUUAAAGGGAUAGUUGAUUUUUGUCAGACUGUGUUGGUAUGAGUACAUACCAAUAGUGGGUUAGACAAUUUCAUGUAUGACUGACUAUUUUUUUUAAGUGUCCUAUGUGUGUAGAUCAGACCAUAACAAAACUCUGUAGAUGCACUCAUUAAUUUUAGAGUCUUUGACUGGUUGAGAUCAUUAAUCAAUGUAAAAUCAUUCUAUUAGCGGUGGUGCUUCCUGUAUUAAACUCUUAAGCUUGUGUGAACAGUACAACCAACUAUGCUCACUUAUUAGGGUCACAGGAAAUGAUAUAAUAGCUGAACUGCCUUUUUAUUUAUCCACAGAUGAGAUUUAGAGUCCAACAUAGUCUUGGAUAACGCCCAACAUAUGCAGUCAAAAAUCAAGAGUGGCGUUGAGAAUUUUCCUGGACACCUCAGACUUAAUGAGUCUGCAUUGCAAGCCGUGUCAUAUUGACCUUGCAUGAAACACUUUCCUUGAUCAUUAACCUUUUUCACACCAUGCACAAGGAGAAAAAAAAGUGGAAACAGAUAACAGUCUACCACUUAUCACCUCAUUUGCUUAGACUGUUCUCAGCAGCAGUUUUGUGAUGCUAGGAGGGCAGAGGGAUAAGCCUGAUAAAGGAAAUGGUGAUAAGAGAAAUGUGCAGCUACAGGCAACAUGUUUGAAGGCUGCACAGCAUAUCAGCUAUUGGCGAAAAUAAAUAUGAGAAGUGUUUCAUUAGGUCUGUCAUAAGUCUGCUCUGAGCUGUGUAGUGCAAAACCGCAUUCUUUCUUAAAACCGGGUUUGUUAACACUGAUUUUAUGCAACCUACCAGAGAGAGGAAGAGGAAAUAACAGUUUCCAUACUUGGCAAUAUUAAAAAUCCUCGCAGAUACUGUCAGAGAUACAGAAACAGAGACAUCCACAGUACUGUGCUGUACAUUGUUCACCAAGGCCAAACAAAGAUUUAGCAACUGUUCAAGUGAAUAAAAUCUGAGAGCUGUUUUAACUCUUACAUCCAUGAUGAAACCUUGUUCUGUAAAUUAAAAGCCACUUCUUUUGUAAUCCCAGCACCCAAGAACUUUACAAAACAGCACAUUGAAACAUGUUUGCAAACCUACUGAAGCAAUAGAGACCACACAAUAAGCAAGAUACUUAUUUCUUUACACAUUUAAGGACUAAGUGUGGGAGUGUUAACGUGACCAGAGACCAUGGAGAUGAUCUUUGCGCCGCUGCUGCUGCUGCUCUUUGUCCUGAAUGGUAAGUUAUGAGAAAGAGGAAUGAAAACCUACAUUUACUCUAAAAGAUUUUUCUGUUUAAAGCUGAGAAAAUUAUAAAUAGGUACUUUGUGUUCUAGGGGUGGAUGGCACAGAAAUUGUUGGAGGCCAAGAUGCUGCACCCCACUCUCGGCCCUACAUGGCAUCGCUGCAAGUCAGAGGUCGGCACUUCUGUGGAGGCGUCCUGGUGAAAGAGGACUUUGUGCUAACAGCAGCACACUGCUUGCUAGACAUGUAAGAAUGAAAAAUAGACCCAUUUUUCAUUGCAUUUUUUUAAGUGUCAAGAAUUGCUCCAUAAACUACAGCAGACACAAUGAGAGAAGAUUCUUUGACACAUAAUGAACAACAUCCUUGCUACAUCCUCAAAAAAAUCUGAAUUUCAUUUCCAAAUAAUACAAUAAUGAUCUAUACUUGCAUAAUACAUUUUACACAAACACCAGCUAUUAUCAUAUUUUAUUUCAUAUGAACAUUCAAAAUUAGUCACAUUUACAUUCAAUCUCAGGGAUAAUUCUAAAGUUAGUAGCGUUAUUAAAGGACGCUCUCUGCAGCAAAGAUGGACUGUUCACUUGCUCAUUUCAGCAGGGUUGUGGUUGCACUGUUUUGAUAUGCAUGAAAGAAACAAUUUUUCAUUGUUUGCAAGUGAGCUACACUGAUUUUGUAAAUUCUUCUUAAGUUGUUGCCAACUGAAAUUCAAAUCCAAAUCUCUUUGCCAGCUUUAAACAAGAUGACCAACAUUAAGAAUAAAAUGAGGGAUAGGAGGGUUUAUGUAGAAAUUAAAAAAAAAGAAAAAAACAAACUUCCUCCACCUGUAGAACAAAAAUCAACAACGAGAUUACAGGUACUGGCUUGUCCGCAGAGGACACCAAUGGCAACACAGAGCUAAGGUUUCUCAUAAGAGAACUAUUAUAAUGUCAACACUUCACAUCAUCCACUUAUCGUUUGAUCUAGACCAAUGACAGUCGUGCUUGGAAUUGAUUCUCUGUCUGCCAAUGAGUCUACAAAGCAAGAGUUCCCAGUGAUCAGAUCCAUUCCACAUCCCAACUAUGACGGACAUGAAAAUGACAUCAUGCUCCUGAAGGUGAGGAUUAUGUAAACUGGAGACAGGCUGAUAUUCACUGAACGUUUUCCCCAUUAUCUAUUACUUGGCAAUGUUGUUUGUACUUUUCACCAUUUCCACGAAUUUCCUUCCGCAGCUCAGCAGAAAUGCCAGCCUGGGUGAAGCAGUGCAGCUUAUCCCUCCAAAAAGAGGCAGGCUGAACCAGUGCACAACAGCUGGCUGGGGGGAUAUAGGAGAUAACAACACUUUAGCUAGCAGGCUGCAGGAGGUCAAUGUAACACUUGUGUCUCUGAGGAACUGUCGGAGGAGAUGGGGAGAUGUUCCCAUCACCAGGUCCAUGGUUUGUGGCACCGGGUCUCGUGCCUUUCAGGGCUUCUGCUCUGUAAGUUUAAAAAAACACAGUUUGAUCAGACACCCACACUGACACCCACACUGACAUUUAAAGACGGCUAUAAUGUGUUGACAAGACAUUUUACAUUUUAGUUUUUAAUCAAAGUGAAUAUUACAAGAAUCUAAAAUAAGCAAGCCAGAUUUUCAAAAUGGCAUAUUCUGUUACCUUGUUUUCGAUGUGUAGAGAAAAACUCAUAUUGAGCAUCUUAAGAUACAUCACGGAGGAUGUUUUACACCCAAUAAACAUCUUUUGAAUGUUUUCCUGUUGUAGGGGGAUUCUGGUGGUCCAUUGGUUUGUGGUGGAGCUGCAGCAGGUGUUGUGUCUUUCUCUGGCCGCCGAUGUGGGGACCCCAGAAGCCCUGAUGUCUACACACGCGUAUCGUCGUUUAGGGGAUGGAUAAGAAACGUAAUGCGCAGAAAUUAG
Molecule: messenger RNA, 6615 nt
Organism: Xyrichtys novacula (pearly razorfish)
Lineage: Eukaryota; Metazoa; Chordata; Actinopteri; Labriformes; Labridae
Source: the annotation of a GenBank genome assembly